Molecule: messenger RNA, 926 nt
Organism: Oldenlandia corymbosa var. corymbosa
Lineage: Eukaryota; Viridiplantae; Streptophyta; Magnoliopsida; Gentianales; Rubiaceae
Source: the annotation of a GenBank genome assembly
CUGAUUUUGCAGCUUCCAAAAUGGCCAUCACCCGCUCUGCAAACAAAAGAGAUUGGAAGUCCGGGAUGCCUUACGAGCUGUUGUGGUACAUCUUCACGAUGUUGAGUGCGUUUGAUCGAGUCAUCAACGUCUCUUGCGUGUGUAAGUCCUGGUGCUUGGCAGCUGGAGACCCAAGGCUAACAGCAACCCUAGACAUAGGGGAGUUCAGGCAAUCUUUGAAGCCCAACACUCCGCAACGGAGUGUAAAACGCCAGCUUCAGCUUGCAUUUGAGCGGGGUGUAAAAUUAAGCGGUUUAAAUCUCACCACCCUCGCUUUUGAUCCCUCAUUUCAAGUCACGGAGAAGCAUUUGAAAAACGCCUAUGGAAGGUGCACAAACUUGAAGAACUUAGUGUUGCCAUUAUCAAAUUCCAUUGGAAAACCAUGCCUCGCAAGAGCGUUUCGAGCGUGGCGAGAUUUGGAGUCUCUUCAAAUAAUGCAUCAUGAAAUUCUCCCACCUUACAAUUUCCUUGAAAUGGUUCAUUCCUAUUGCGCAAAUUUGGGUGUGCUCAAAAUCUCUUGCAGAAAGUUCGUCCCGGAAUUUUUCAAGCAUAUAGCCUCAUACAUGCCCAGAUUGAAGGUGUUAUGUGUACGUUGUGUUCGUUUCGAUGCAACUGCUUUGGGUGAAGAAUUAUCGAGAACCAAAGCGAUUGAGGAGAUGUACAUUUCUACAAUCACUAUCCAAUCUACGGGUAGUUUAGUGCUCCUCGACGACAUUAUGGCAAAGGCGAAUGACGCUCGAAGCAGCCAGGGUUUUCCGUGUAUUAAGGUGUUUCAUAUUUGUAACUGGAUCCACUGUCGUAAUUCUUGUAUGGCUUCAACCAUGUAUGACCCACCGGUUCAUCUCUGGGAUCUUUUGCAAGGGAUUGUUGUUUUUGGACCUAAUUAG